CCGACACCCCCAAAAGGGGCUAUCACCCCUUACAGCGGGGGACCUGGUACAGGGACGGUCAUGACGUCUACGUACGCAUACAAAGGGAGGUACGAAUGGGUCGACUGGUAGAUGCUCUGUGAGCCCGCCACCGGUCUGACCAGCGAAGACGGAAAUUGGGCGGAGGAUUCUGAAUCAGAGACCAGUGGUGAUCUUGGCAUACUGUAGGUGUUUGAUACGUAAUUAUAUCCAUGCAUGUUCACAAUCACUCUCUCAUGAUUGCCAGAUCAGUGAACAAAUAGAAGACAGCCCCAUGAUUGUAGCACACAACUCGAGACCUCUAAUUACAUACCAGCCGCUCUGCAUGCAGAAAAAGCCUGCAACACCCUCCAGCACCCUCCAACAGGUCACCAAUUGAAAUAACAUGUGAUGGACAGGAACCCUAACACCUCGGGGCCUCCUCGACUCAAUCACAACUCGACUCAAUCACAACUCGACCAGUCGACUCAGUUCGACCAAGAGAGUCGUCGACCGAGUCGAUCGCGCCAGGAGUCGACUGAUCCAAGCCUUCUGCUGUUGAAGGACCUUCGAGACCUCCGACACCAGGUGAGUCUCUUAGGUGCUCGGUGGCAGCAGUUGGAGGCCUUGCUCUCCAAAGCUCCAGACCAGGCGCCUCCUGCAUCACCGGCAAGCUCUUUGGCGUUUCCGACCUCACCGUUGGUGGAGACCCGGCCCAUGCAGGUUGAGGGGCCUUCUGCGGCUUCACAGGCCAUGCCUGUGCCACCUUCUUCGCCGCCCCGGAAGUCGUGUCCGGCUGGACAUCCAGUGCAGUCUGUGACCACGGGCACUGAUGGCAUCACCUGCCAGGUGUGCAGCAUUCUUCAUGCCAGAGGUAGCAUGAUGAUGAGAUGUGAGCUGUGCAACUUCGAUGCCUGUAACCGCUGCGUGGCGUCCCAGGCUGGCCUUUCUCCACUCCCGCCUGAACGUGUGCAUCAGGCCCCUACAGGCGUGGAAGGCGCCCCGUUCAGCGCAAUGGCGCCGAUCCCUGAGGACGGGGCGGCCUCCUCACCUGCUUCCUCGCCCGGCUCCGCGGACGCCCGUCCCGCCCGGGACUCGCCUGCCUCGGGCGACUCCCCGGUGGGGGAGCGGAGAGCGCAGGCUCAGUUCACCAGCUUCCACAUCAAAGAGGGCUGAGGCGGCUGAGGAAAGUGAGGGACGCAAGAGGGACCGGCCAUGCGUGCAGCAAGAAAAGGCAUGGUUACCCACCACGGGCA
Durusdinium trenchii is the source of this 1253-nucleotide messenger RNA. NCBI's taxonomy places the organism in Eukaryota, Dinophyceae, Suessiales, Symbiodiniaceae. The record is from the annotation of a GenBank genome assembly.